AUGGCGGCCCGCCGAGCUGUACGAAGAUGCACAAGCAGCUUCUUCCAACAACCGCCACCAUGGCUCAACCGCAAAGUCUCCCGCGCCUUCUGCACAACCCACCUUGGCCAACAGCAGCAGCGCACUCCAACUGCAGAUCGCCCAACACACUUUGGCUAUGAGACGGUCACCGAGAGCGAGAAACAGGACCGUGUAGCAGGCGUCUUCUCCAGCGUCGCCGAGUCCUACGACAAAAUGAAUGACUUCAUGUCGCUCGGCGUUCACAGGUUAUGGAAAGACCAUUUUGUCUCCUCCCUCAACCCGGGAGCAACCACGCCUCUCGGCCAGCCCCAGAGAAUGCUCGACGUCGCCGGCGGCACAGGCGACAUCGCCUUCCGCAUGCUCCGGCACUCGCACGUCCACAACGCAAACCCAAACAUUCACAUCACCAUCUCCGACAUCAACCCCGACAUGCUGGCUGUCGGCAGGCAGCGCUCCCUCCGCCUCCCCGCCUCCUACCAGUCCGGCCUUUCCUUCCUCGAAGCCAAUGCCGAGAUGCUCCCUGCCCAAAUCAGAGACAACUCGCUCGACCUCUACACCGUCUCCUUUGGCAUCCGGAACUUCUCCAACAUUCCCGCCGCGCUGAGGGAAGCCCACAGGGUCCUCAAACCAGGUGGUGUCUUUGCGUGUCUGGAGUUCUCAAAGGUCGACCACUAUCCCCUCCUGAAUGCCAUUUAUAAACGGUGGUCGUUUAGUGCCAUUCCCAUGAUUGGCCAGCUAGUCGCCGCAGAUAGAGACAGCUAUCAGUAUUUGGUGGAGAGUAUCGAGCGGUUCCCCAGCCAGGAGGAAUUUAGGGAUAUGAUUGUCCAUGCUGGUUUUGCUGUGUCGGGUGAUGGCUACGAAAAUUUGACUGGUGGCAUUGCAGCUAUUCACAAGGGAAUCAAGCCCUUGUAA
Molecule: messenger RNA, 933 nt
Organism: Metarhizium album ARSEF 1941
Lineage: Eukaryota; Fungi; Ascomycota; Sordariomycetes; Hypocreales; Clavicipitaceae
Product: ubiquinone biosynthesis methyltransferase coq5
Exons: 2
Coding region: 1-933 (310 amino acids)
Biological process (GO): ubiquinone biosynthetic process
Molecular function (GO): methyltransferase activity
Source: RefSeq, a predicted model, not a curated record